AUGCUUAGCAGAUCUCAAACUCCUCACCACAACUACUCCGAGGAUUAUGUUACAUUGAGGCUCACACAUACUACCAUACUCAUAGUUCAAGAAGCAUCUGUUCUUAGAGAAGUUGAAGAACAGUUGUUUAAUCGUAGAUCAUCGCUGCCUUCUGAAUCAGAAGAGUUCAAAAAGGUAUCAGAAACCAAAAUCCACUGUAAGACUCAAUGUGAGCAGCGUUCUUGUCUUGCGCUUCAAUUUUGGAAUUGUAGGAAUCUCUUUGCUCGGCGUCUUCUGAAUACAAUUCACUGCAACAGUAGCUCAUUAAGACUGCGUGGGAUAUGGGUCUCAGUUCGAUUGAAGUAG
Messenger RNA from Auanema sp. JU1783, 345 nucleotides. The record is from the annotation of a GenBank genome assembly. NCBI's taxonomy places the organism in Eukaryota, Metazoa, Nematoda, Chromadorea, Rhabditida, Rhabditidae.